AUGAAUAACGUUCACGAUGAUAGAUUUUAUGAUACAGAUGUACCUUACGUUUUUCAUAAAGGAACGAAUUAUGAUAUAGGGUUGAGGCAUGGAAAAAUAGCCAGAGAACGAAUUGACAAAAACAUUAAGACGUAUGAGAGAUUUUAUAAGGAAACAGCAAAGAUUACGUGGAAAGAAGCGAACAAUAGAGCAAAAAAGUUCAUUCCAUACAUACAAGAGAAAAUGCCGUUGAUUAUGGACGAACUUCGUGGCAUUGCAGACGGUUCAGGUCAAGACUUAAUAGAUAUUCUUACAUUGAAUGUUAGAUCGGAAAUUUGCCUUACGAAUUACUCUGAUGGAUGUAGCUCUAUUAGCCAGCAGAAUAAAGAGGACAAAGAUAUAUAUAUAUCACAGAACUGGGACUGGUUAACUGAAUUGAAUGAGGGUAUCAUCAUUUUGGAUAUACAGCCAACAGAUAAGCCAAGAAUGUUGAUGAUGACAGAAGCCGGCAUAAUAGCUAAAAUUGGCUUCAACGAUAAGGGUUUGGGACUUAUGUUAAAUGCAAUUAUGUGUGGGGUAAGUCAAGUUGCUCUUCCCGUGCAUUUUGCGAUCAGAAGAUGUUUAGAAGCUGAAUCAACACAGCAGGCAAUAUCCGAACUCGAAGACUUAGGUAUCGCUUCAACGGCGAACUUAAUGUUAGCGGACAAUCGCGGAAACUUCUUGACAGUUGAAGCUUCGCCGAAGGGGUUUGCUUUUAUAGAGCCUGACGAUAACCUUGUCGUUGCUCAUACCAAUCAUUUAUAUGCCUCGAAAAAGUAUGUCACCGACCAUCCAAUUCCAGAUUCUUUUAGCAGACUUGCUAGACUUGUCGAUCUUAGUAAGAAUUCUGAAGCUACCUACGAUGAUAUUCGGAGAAGGCUUUCUGAUGAAGAAAAUUAUCCUCAUUCGAUUGACAGAGGUUUUGUUGGUGAUGUUGUUGGUUUCGAUGCAAUGGUUACAAUAGCCACACUAAUUGUAGAUAUAUCUAAACUUGAGGGUGAGAUCUCCUUUGGGAGACCAAGCAGUCAUCCAAAGAGAUACCAACUUUUUUUCAGCUAA
Messenger RNA from Priceomyces carsonii, 1077 nucleotides. RefSeq lists its product as uncharacterized. The coding region runs from base 1 to 1077 and encodes 358 amino acids. The record is from RefSeq and is a predicted model, not a curated record. NCBI's taxonomy places the organism in Eukaryota, Fungi, Ascomycota, Pichiomycetes, Serinales, Debaryomycetaceae. The transcript has a single exon.